CCCUCAACCUUCUGCGCUUCUCAAUCCCCUCCCUUGCUCCCCGUUCAACAUUAGUUCCUACUAAUUUUUUAUUAAAAAAUGUCUCAACUGGCAUCCUCCUCUUAUCCCUGCAAUUGCAAUCCACCUCACUCAAACCGUCUGCCGAACAAAGACGACCCUGAAAAUCCCAACACAGACACGCCAUUGAUAACGAAGCCCACAGAAAUUGAGCCCGAAAAUGCUGAGGUGAGUCCUAUAGUCAAGGAAGCAAUAUCCAUUGCUAAAAUAGCAUUUCCCAUGAUACUAACAGGCCUCAUGCUCUACCUCGGCCCAUUGGUAUCCAUGAUCUUUCUCGGCCGUCAAGGGGAGCUGGCCUUAGCUGGUGGUUCACUAGCUAUCGGAUUUGCUAACAUCACUGGUUACUCCAUUCCCUCGGGGCUUGCCAUGGGAAUGAAAUCCAUCUGUGGUCAAGCUUUUGGGGCAAGAGUUACAAACUUCUUGGCCUCACCUUGCAAAGAACAUGACGUGUUGACAAACUUCAAUCAAGUAGCCCUGAUAGUCCUUUAUAUCCUCAUCUUCCGCGCCCAUGAAAAGACGUGGGGAGGUUUCUCGAUGGAAUGCUUCAAAGAAUGGAAGUCUCUGCUCAAUAUGGCAAUUCCCAGCUGCAUUUCCGUUUGCCUUGAAUUGUGGUGGUACGAGAUCAUGAUCUUGCUCUGCGGAUUGUUGAUUAACCCAAGAGCCACCGUUGCUUCAAUGGGGAUUCUGAUUCAAACCACAUCGCUAAUUUACAUUUUCCCAUCAUCUCUUAGCUUCAGUGUGUCAACCAGAGUCGAAAACGAACUAGGAGCAGAGCAACCACGAUGGGCUAGGCGCGCAGCCUUCGUUGGCCUUUCCAGUGCCAUCCUUCUUGGCUGCUCGGCGCUGGUAUUCGCAAUUACGGUUAGGCACAAAUGGGCAACCGUGUUUACUCAAGAUGAAGUGAUUGUCAAAUUGACAUCAACGGUUCUGCCUAUAAUUGGGCUCUGCGAGCUCGGAAAUUGCCCGCAAACAACUGGAUGCAGCGUGCUAAGAGGCACAGCGAGGCCGAAAGUCGGGGCAAACAUAAACCUAGGGUGUUUUUACCUGGUGGGCACCCCGGUGGCGGUGGGAUUAGCAUUUUUUGCAGGGUUUGAUUUCCAGGGUCUCUGGAUGGGUCUUCUGGCUGCACAGAUGUCAUGUGCGGUGACCAUGAUGGUGGUUUUGGCUAGAACAGAUUGGAAUUUCGAGGCAGAAAGAGCCAAGACGGUUACCGGAACAGCCGCCGCGGUUGCCGCGGUGGAUGACAGUAAAAAUGCCUCGGCUGAGAAGCCACAGCAAGCUGGAAUCCCGAAAGACCCUUAGGCAAUUUAAAUUUUAAAAAAAGUCCGAUUAUUAA
Messenger RNA from Rubroshorea leprosula, 1393 nucleotides. The record is from the annotation of a GenBank genome assembly. Lineage: Eukaryota; Viridiplantae; Streptophyta; Magnoliopsida; Malvales; Dipterocarpaceae.